Messenger RNA from Lithohypha guttulata, 5067 nucleotides. RefSeq names its product Rho guanine nucleotide exchange factor (gene TUS1). The coding region runs from base 1 to 5067 and encodes 1688 amino acids. Gene Ontology annotation, molecular function: guanyl-nucleotide exchange factor activity. Lineage: Eukaryota; Fungi; Ascomycota; Eurotiomycetes; Chaetothyriales; Trichomeriaceae. The transcript has 2 exons. The record is from RefSeq and is a predicted model, not a curated record.
AUGUCGAAUUAUCCAAAUGGCCAGCAGUACUACCAGGCAGGAGGACAACAUCAUAGUAACUCUUAUACAAUAUCGAACAGUGGUUAUCAGGGAUUGAAUCACCGGUCAAGCUUCAAUGCUGGUGAGGAUGACAACACCUUCGCAUCAGGCCAGACCCAAAAUCAGUCUCAGUAUUAUGGUCAUGGACAGUCACCUCAGGGACAAUCACAGCCCUACGGCACGCCGGCUGCAUUGCCGUACCGAACACAGAGUCACUUAGGAGGAUAUCAGCACCAGUCGCAUUCUGCCUCAUCUGCGCAUCCUUCCUACAAUCCGGCUCAAUAUCAGCCUCAGAGCGCCUAUAAUCCACAGACCUAUACAUCGCAGGCAUCGAACUCGUACGGCAGUGCUGGCUACCAGUCUGGCUUUCAGCCUUACGUACCAGCAGCAUAUGGAGACCCAGCUCUGAACCAGAAUGCUUCCACGUAUGCGAACCCCUACAGAAUGAGCUCUCAGCUUAACUACAAUUCUGUUCCUCCGGUUCCUCCCAGAAUGAACAACUCUCAGUCGCCUGGUCAAAUGUAUCCGGCUGACAUGUCCAAUACUCUACCAUAUCAAAGUAACCAGCACCUCCAGAUGCCUUCUCCUCCUGCGCCUCCUCCACACCAGGACUCAACUAGGCCGUACUUCCAUUCGACAAACAGCUACGACCAAUUCGCCGAUCCAUUCAUUCCUUCCUCUCAGGUUGCUCGGAACCACUCAUCUGCGAGCCGCACCAGCGAUCUGUCCCAUCCCUAUAGCCACUCACCACAACUUAGUGCUGAUCCACCUAGCAGAAAUCCAUCGCAAACAGGAAAUUCGUAUGGUGGGCGACAUCCGCAGGGCUCCACCCUACCGGGCCUACCUUCCGAGUCUGAAUCCGACCAAGAGCGCUAUGGUGUCUCUUCAGGGACCGUGACAGAAUACGAUGAUCUUAUGAACACUUUGGAUGCCGCCAUCGGAACUUCUUCUCAGCAUCAUACUGGCUAUAGCAUUACUGCCCACGACCCACUGUUCUCUCCAGCUUCACCUCAAUUGGCUCUAUCUCCGGACGAACGGCCCACACAUAAUGGUAUCAUCACGACCGGUGAGCACAACAUCAAUUAUGGCGCCUUUGCAAACGACAGUGAUGCAGAAGCUGCAGCAGGUCUGGCUGCUAUGCAAGCAGCUGAUGAGCAAGAAGCAGCCGAGGAAGCGCGAAGGUAUAGCAGCGGCUUCCAGGUUAUCGGCGCUGCUGACUACUCUGACAAGGAGCGAAGCGACGAUAGUGACUACGCGACAGGAUAUGGUGAUUUGAGUCUUGCAGGUGGUGGGUACGCCGGCACCAUGCAUUAUGGCACCAAUCUUCCUGCUGUGACCGCUUCGUCUCAUGGCUAUGAGCACCAGCUGAACCCACGUAUGGGUUCUAUGCGAAGCUCGGGAGUUUCAAGCACCCAAAGUUCAGGCUACGAGCAUCUGGAUACCGCACCACUAUUUCCUACUUUACAGCCUGGAACGGUGCGAGUAGAUACCGAAGGUACAGGAGGACUUACCGAGCCUAGCCCGCACCCCAGGAGACUGAGCUAUGAGGAUGGUGACGAGGGGGGGCUGUCCGAUUAUGCUGAGCGUGAAGAUGGCAUUCCUGACCUCUUCUUUCAUCCGGGCAUGAGUCCAAAUAGGCCACUACCACCUCCUCCUGCGAGGUCUACGUCUGAUGCAGGAUCGAGGAGCUUGCAACACCUCUCGGUCAAUCUGUCAGUGGGCACCGACAACAGAUCCUCCUACCAUGGCGCAGACGCAUCACUACGUCUCUACCCGACCGCACCUGAUGCAUAUAACAAUGAUGCGCUCAGUCCAUCCGUAGUCCCACGAUCAACAUCUCUUGCAAGCAACCGCAGUCAGCCAAGAUACGAGCAACCGAUGCGCUCAAAGACAGACGCUGAUCGUGCUCGCAUACUUAAACAACAAGCUGUUGCAAGAGGCUACCACGAUUCCUAUUCUUCGACCACCCCCAAGUCCGACGCAGGUGUUGGCGCACUAGAUCUGCCAGCUAUUCCACGCAAAAAAUUUGAUCCCAGCAAGAUCUCGACUGCGACGUACGACAGAUGCACUGAGCCAUGGGCAAUGAGUUCUGUAUUCGCCUGGAUUAAGUCCUUAGCUGACGAGGAGAAUGAUCUCAAGGAAGGUACACUUGUUGAAGCAAUUUCUGCGCUCUACUGUCACAAGGUCCCCACUAUCAGCUCUAUAGAUGCGGAGGACUUGGCUCAGCAAUUUGUGCAGGACAUGUACUCUAGUGCUGUCCUGCAUAAGGAUGAAGAAUGGGUCAAAUUCAGUCCUGGUUCAAUGUCCGGGGUAAUGUAUCAAUUGACUGGCCUUGGCUGUUACUCCUCGUUGUUGCAUAUCUCGGACGGCAUCAAAGGUAGAUGUUACUCGCACCAUUGUAUGCGUACCGUAAAGAAGGCCGAUUUCAGCAUCCCAGAUAGUGUCAAAGAAAUUGACUGGAAGACAUAUUGGAAAACAACCACAGCGCAGGAGGAAUCGAGGGACAAGAAGGAGAUUGCCAGACAGUACAACAUGCGUGAGAUCGUUUAUUCAGAGGACGGAUUCCUAUAUGGGCUAAAUGUCCUGCGCACGUUGUACAGGGAUCGACUGGCAAGAGCUGAUGUGACAGUCAUACCACCAAAGAGAUUGCCGAGUUUCAUCCAUGAUGUGUUCGGGCUUGCGGACAAUGUCAGAAAAGUAAAUGAAGAGUAUCUAGCACCGCAACUCAAAUAUCGCGAGAAUGAGCAAGGCCCGUUCGUUGUGGGCCAUAGUGAUAUCUUACGAGAAUGGAUUCGAAGAGCACGACCGAUCUAUGUGGAUUUUGCAAGCAGAUACCCUAAAGCUGAUGCCAUGGUUCGAGAUGAGUUGCAAAGAAAUCCUGCAUUUGCGACCUUUUUGGACAAUGCUCGAAAAGAACCAAUAUCGAAUCGGCUGGGCUGGGACAAUUACCUCAAAUCGCCAAUUCAACGACUUCAACGUCUGAUUCUACAGCUCGAAACUCUUAGCAAAAAUUCUACCGAAGCAUCUGACGAGAAGACCAACCUGGCAUAUGCCAUCGACGAAGUCAAGGCUUGCGCCCACGAGAUGGAUGUUCGAGUAGCCGAAGUGAACAAAACAUUAGACCUUGUUGUACUUUCUAAGAAAUUGAGAUUCACAAAACAUCCGGGCGACCAGGUCGAUCUUGCUCUUGAUCAUCUCGGACGGACAAUCGUGCUAAGAGGUGACAUGAUGCGCCAGGGCGGAAAGGGUGUGUUUUGGGUACCAUGUCAGGCUAUCCUCUUCGAUCACUUCCUCGUGCUAUCUAAGCCCAGUAAGGAUGUUCACGGCAACGAAGUUUAUGACGUGUCGAAGCCUCCAAUUCCUAUGGGCUUGAUCUCACUAGAGUCUAUCAGUGAACCGGCAGUGAUGAGAUCCUCAGUUCGAGGCGUGACAACUGUUCCUGGUCAAGGCUCUUCCAGUAAAGGAGUUGACCCUCGACUUGCUAGGACAACGUCGAGCCAAAGUGGCAGCGUCGUACAACACACCAACACUGGACUCACCACAGGUUCUGGCGCUUCUGGAUCGAUAGCAGCCGCAACAAACAACGACGCAGAUUCCAAAGAUGAUAAGAUCUACUAUCCCUUCAAGGUCAAGCAUUUAGGACGUACUGAAGUGUAUACUUUGUACGUCACGACAGCAGAGAAACGAUCAGAGUGGUGUGAAGCAAUCAUGAGUGCCAAGACACAACAUGCACAGGCACUUCAUGCUCAAAACGCGGAACCUUUCGACCUCAGAGUGCUAGCUGACACUGCAUUCGGAGCUGAACCAUUCAAUUACGGACCGAAGCGACUUGUGGUUCGUGGAACUCCUUUAGACCGUGCUAUUGCCGACGUCGAGAAAAAAUAUCACGGAUCAGGGCGACCAGCGCCGAUAUGUAGAACGGCAGUCAAUUGUUCUACAGUAUUUCAGCAGCCUCCUGGUAGACUCAUGUGUGCAAUAGGAACAGACAGUGGUGUUUAUAUUUCGGAGUAUCAGAACCCACGAGGAUGGAUCAGAGCUAUACAAAUGACCAAAGUCACACAAAUCGCUGUUCUCGAAGAAUUCAAUCUCCUCAUACUCCUGUCAGACAAAGUUCUAAUAGCAUAUCACCUCGAUGUCGUCUGUCCUCCGAGCGGGCCUCCACUACCACAAACAGAUGCCUCAGUGCGAAAAGCGCCUCAGAAAUUAUCUGGCUCUAAAGACGUUGGGUUCUUCCUUGCAGGAAAAAUGAAAGAUCGUGUUUUGGUUUUCUACCAGAAGCGGGAUGGCAUCAAUUCAAUCUUCAAAAUCCUCGAGCCGGUACUCCAGCGCGCAGCCACGUCACGAUCUAGGUGGUUGGGCAACUCAAGUCGACGAGGAUCAACAGAAUUUUUCCGCGAAUAUGACGAGUUCUAUAUUCCAGCCGAGACGUAUGGUCUGAACAUGUUCCAGUCCAGUUUGGCAGUAGCCACGAAAAGAGGAAUGGAAGUGCUCACGUUAGACAAGAAAAUUACCUGGGGUGUGCCGAACCUCGAAAGCCAGUCGAAGGAGACCAAACCACAUCUCGACUUGAUCGGCGCGCGGCUGAAAGAUCUUAGGCCAUUAGGAAUGUUCCGACUUAGCGAAGCAGAGUUCAUCGUCGCCUUCUCCGAGUGCGCAGUCUAUGUCAACAAGCUAGGCGAUGUUUCUCGAUCGGUCACGAUGGAAUUUGUAGGACGAGCAAACACGGCUUGUCUGUUCUAUCCAUAUCUGAUUUUGUUCAAUGAUGAAUUUGUCGAGAUACGAGAUGCACAAUCCGGGCGACUGAAGCAAGUCGUAACAGGACAAAACAUAAAAAUGCUGGAUGAUGGCGGCAAUGCGACUCCAGGGGUAGCCGGCGGUCCAGCUAGUCUAGGCGGAGGCAUCAAUGGCCUUGGUGUACAAGGCCUUGGCGCCGCGGCCAGGACUGUGAAGAUGUCCAUGCUACAUCCUGGAUACGAAAGGAGCUAUGUUGUUGUCGAGUUAUUGCUGAAAACGGAUCAACAACACUGA